UGAGCGGCAGCCCUUAUCUCGAAUGCUAUGCCAACAAGACGUGGUCGCAUCCUCUGCCAGUUUGCAAGAUCAAUUCAUGUCCCGACCCGGGAACGCCGAAAAAUGGUGGGCGCGGUGGCGUCUACACCGUUUUGAGUACAAGACCAAGGUUUCCUUCCACUGUGACGUCGGAUACAAUAUGAGCGGCAGCCCUUAUCUCGAAUGCUAUGCCAACAAGACGUGGUCGCAUCCUCUGCCAGUUUGCAAAAUCAAUUCAUGUCCCGACCCGGGAACGCCGAAAAAUGGUGGGCGCGGUGGCGUUCUACACCGUUUUGAGUACAAGACCAACGUUUCCUUCCACUGUGACGUCGGAUACUAUAUGAGCGGCAGCCCUUAUCUCGAAUGCUAUGCCAACAAGACGUGGUCGCAUCCUCUGCCAGUUUGCAAGAUCAAUUCAUGUCCCGACCCGGGAACGCCGAAAAAUGGUGGGCGCGGUGGCGUUCUACACCGUUUUGAGUACAAGACCAACGUUUUCUUCCACUGUGACGUCGGAUACAAUAUGAGCGGCAGCCCUUAUCUCGAAUGCUAUGCCAACAAGACGUGGUCGCAUCCUCUGCCAGUUUGCAAGAUCAUCAGCUGUGGCGUUCUCGUUGCCCCGCCAGGCGGAUCGGUGAGCUUCAACCAGACGACGUACGGGAGCAGCGCGUGGUACUCGUGUGAUCCCGGCUACAACAUGUCCGGAUCGGCAACUAGCACAUGCCUUGCCAAUAGUACCUGGUCGGCAAAACCUCCGACAUGUGAAAUUGUGAAAUGUUCCCACCCUGGCAUAGGCUGGCACUCAACGGUACGCAGUGUUGGUGGUAGCGGUGGUGGUGGUGGCGGUGGCGGCGGCGGUGGUGGUGGGCCGUUUACGUACGGCACAGAAUUACGGUAUGGUUGUGAUGUCGGUUACACUCUCGUUGGGUCGAGUAGCCUGCGGUGCACGGCUCAAAGGACGUGGUCUCGCGCCGUCCCAGUGUGUGUAGUGAACGUGUGUUCAGAUCCGGGAGCUCUCAGCAAUGCUUCGCGGGUUGUCUACGGUCUCGAGUACGGGCACAACAUCACGUUCCGCUGUGACCCAGGGUUCAAUAUGAGCGGCAGUGGAUCUCUCGAGUGCUACGCCAACCAGACCUGGUCUUAUCCUCUACCAGUAUGCACACGAAUCACGUGUCCGUUUGACGCAGUUGCCAAUGGCUCAGUACGAUACAGCGAUGGAUUGUUCUUUAACAGCACAGCACUGUUCGCCUGUGACUUUGCGUUUCUGCUGAAUGGCACGCAGUCCAGCACAUGCUUGGGCAGCGGCCAGUGGUCGAGGGAAUUCCCCACAUGUCAACUUGCUACGUGUGCCUUGCCUAGGGCACCCGUGAACGGUUCACGCUACGUGCAAGGCCUCGAGUUCCAGCAGAACGUUACGUUUUCCUGCGACGACGGUUUCCUGCUGAGUGGCACGGCCACGCUGACGUGCACUUCACGCGAAGUCUGGUCUCACCGAAUACCACAAUGCCAUCGCAUCACAUGCAGUGCUCCUGAUCCGCUGCGACAUGGCUAUCGUGCAGUACAGCCCAACGCUGCUCUGUAUUACAAUGACACAGUGGUAUCAUCAUGUAUCCAUGGUUACUAUCUUGAUGGGCCGGCAGUGAGCACGUGUGUGGGAGACGGGUACUGGGAGCCCGACAACCAAACAUGCAAAAAUGUUAUUUGCCGCGACGCUCCUGGCAUACCGGAUAACGGCGCCCGAACAUUGGCCGGCAAGGCGUAUGGCGACGUCGUGACGUACUCCUGUCGUCAGGGUUACCGUCUGAGCGGCGCGUUGACGAGCACCUGCACGCAGCAGGGUACCUGGUCACCGACACCUGUCUGCCUGCCAAUCCAAUGCACUGACCCGGCUCCUCCGAGCAACGGCAUUCGCUUGCUGAACGGCACGUCGGUGGGCAGCGUGGUACAGUUCUUCUGCAACGCCGGGUUCUUUCUCGUCGGCCGUCAGGUACGCACCUGCUUGAUCAACGGCAGCUGGUCCAUAGCACCGGCCGCUUGUCAUCGUCCUGCCUGCUUGAUCAAUCCGUGCGCGCACAACGGCACUUGUCAAGCUAUGCCGGACGGCUACACAUUCCUGUGCAAGUGCGUUGCACAAUGGACCGGGCACACAUGCAAGCUCGCCGUGGAUACAACGGGCGAGGAUACAGGAGCGAACAAGAACGACAAUUUGAAGCCCGAAACGUACAUCGCCGCCUCGGCCGGAGGAGCGGUGGCUCUCGUCCUCGCCUUGCUGGUGUUCGCGCAUAGGCGACACCGCAACGCCGGCGGUGCAUCGUCAUCGUCGGCGGCAACAACCUCUGGAAAUGUCGUCAAAGUGGAGAGCAGACGGCGGCUUGGCAAAGGCCAGCUGACUAUCGACACUGACGUGUUCGAGUACUCGGACAACACUCUAAGCACAGGCGAUCGCGUGAUAGAGGUAGCCGGCCGCAGCAUGGUCAUCGGGCGCGGCAAGUGGGGAUCGCAGAUGCACGUCUACGACAACAGCUCGGCCGUGGACGACGACUGGAGCUCGGUGGAUUCUGCGCAGCCCGGCACCGGAUAUGUAGCAUCCGGUCAUGUGACAGCAGGUCAUGUGACAUCCGGCCAUGUGACAGCCAGACAUCCUGGUAGCAAUGUACAGGAGAGGAAAGCUAGAUCGGGCGCACUACCGGUUAGCUCGUUGGCGCGGCAGCCGGCGGCGGACGACACUUACGAACUGGACGUGCACCGGUACUCGGCGCCUCCUAAGCGCCCUGGCUCGGGUGACGAUGAUUUCCCUGCUGAUGACCCGUCUGUGUGUGCGUUGGAUGUCGUGGUGUCCCCGAAGGACGCCGGCAGCAACGGUGAGCUGCUCUACGACCAUGGUGGUCUGUGUAUCCUCUCCAGCGACUUGUCCGCCCAAACCGACGUCACCAUGUCGGACAAUGGAUCGCUGAAGAACAGCGGCGCGUAUUCGCGACACACAGCCGGUAAUCGGGCGUGCAUGAACGAAGCCGCGGGUGCUGUCUCGGCGCAGCAUCGUGAAGCUGGUGGUCAGAUGUAUGACGACAACAACGGCAUGGAGGGGAACAUUGUGGCCACCUGCUCCGCCGAGAGCAUCAGCGUAGUGCCAGCCGCCGCACCGCCCGUCCUGCCCACUAGCACGCACGGGAAACUGACUACAGUCCCCUUCUCUCCUGUGAGAACGGAUUCUGCUGCUUGCGGUGCAGCGGCAGCGAGUGCUCCAGGCGGUGGACAACAGAACAGGGCAAGCUCUGAGCAAACGUCAGCCACCACUGUAAAGGGUGUCUUGAAGAUGAUGUUCCAGAAACUCCCCUACAGAACCGCCUCCGCUACCACCGCAACAUCAUACACAAUGACGGAUACAAAGAAGGUCAGGGCCGACAAUGGGUGGGCACCGCAAUCCACAGCAGCCGACAAGAGGAAGACAAAGCCAGCGGGCAGCAGUGGUGGCUGGAAUUUCAUGGACAAGCGACGCGGGUCGGAACUGAUCGACCUUCUGGCAUUUGCCUCGGAAGGAGACGGAGAACAGACGGCUUCCACCGUGUCGAACAUAAUAGAAGAAACGAUCGUGUGUGUAGCCGACUCACAAUCUGAUGGCAAUCUGUAUGAAGACGAGGUGUUCGGCGCAGCUGUCCUCGGCAGAGGCUCGACCUCGGCUCCAGGUGGCCAAGAUAAGGUGAACAGGCAGCCGCAGGCGACGAACCAAUACCAAAACGGAGGCGACUCGACCACAGCUCUCUACGAAGAUGAAGAUUUUGGCGCAGCUGUUCUUGGCCUAGGCUGGGGCCCCGUACCAGGCGGUAAUGCUGGAAACUCUACGGCGACUUCGUCUGGACUUCAGCAAGGUAAGGUCCUGAACAGGCAGCCGCAGGCAACGAACCAAUGCCAAAACGAAGGCGACUCGACCGCAGCUCUCUACGAAGAUGAAUACUUUGGCGCAGCUGUUCUUGGCCUGGGCUGGGCCUCGGUUCAAAAUGGUACCAUUAGUGAUGCAAACUCCACGACAUCCUCGUCUGCGAGGUACACAUCUGGACUUCAGCAAGACAUUGUGUUGAAAAGGCAGCAGCAGGCGACGAGCCAAUACCAAAAUGGUGACGACUCGACAGCAGCUCUUUACGAAGAGGAGGAUUUUGGUGCAGCGGUCCUUACGCAGGCUUGGGGAAACCAGUACGCAAGCAGGGCAGUCGCUACUGCGGCCAACGCUACGCCUAGCGACUCGACCGCAGCUCUCUACGAAGAUGAGGACUUUGGCGCUGCGGUGCUGAUGCAGGCUCGGGGAAACCAGUACGCAAGUAGGGUGACCAAUGCCGCUGUCGCUACAUCACCGCGCCUGCUUCUCCAGGCCACCGUGGUGGAGGACGACACAGCGGUGGGGGCCAUCUACGAGGACGAGGACUUUGGAGCUGCCCUGCUCGAAUCUGCUCAAGACUAUAGCCGAGUUAGUAAAGUUGGUGCUAGCCCCGUUGCUAGGCACGUGCCACAGACACCGCAGCAGCAACAACGACCACCGUGUCUUCUCGGCAACGAAGACAGCCAGAGUUGCUAUGGUAACAGCACGCAGGACGAUGCCGUCAAGAAUGACGCAGGAGAGGAGACGUAUGGUGUUGUGGAUGCAGUGGAUGCAGCAGGCGUAUGCGCCGAUGAAUGCAUGUACGAAGAUGAAGGCUCCGUUCUAAGUGGUCUUGUUGCUGCACAACACGCAAGAAGCCAAUUGCCUAAGAACACAACCGCACUUGAUGGGAAGGCAGCCACUGCAAACUCAUCAUUCAAACCUCCAUCAUUGUUCCUUGCCAACGACGACAGCCAGAGCUGCUAUGGCAACAAUACACAUGACGACAACACCAGCUGCUAUGGAAACACGGAAAACGACAAUGCUAGCUGCUAUGGAAACACAGAAAAUGAUGCAACCAGUUGCUAUGGAAAUAUGGAUAAUGGCAGUUGCUAUGGAAACAUGGAUAAUGCAAGUUGCUACGGAAACACGGAUAAUGCUAGUUGCUAUGGAAACACGGAUAAUGCCAGUUGCUAUGGAAAUGCGGAUAAUGCUAGUUGCUAUGGAAAUGUGGAUAACGUCAGUUGCCAUGGAAAUAUGGAAAAUGCCAGUUGCUAUGGAAACAUGGAUACUGCCAGUUGCUAUGGAAACACAGAGAAUGACACUGGCAGUUGCUAUGGCAACCUGGGCAGCAUAAACAGCUGCAGAGCUAGUUUCCAUGGAAAUGUGGUGGACAACUCCGCCAGUUGCUAUGGCACUGUGCCAAGCGUAUCACAAACGAAUGCGAUUUACGACAAUUGACUUGCGUAAUUGUUUUGUUGUGUGUCUAGGUCUUGGUGGCGUACGAAGGCCAUCCGCUCCCGGACUUUAGAAGAGUUUGUUGCGGGUUCUCCCACUGCUACCAUGUGAAACCGUGCAGUAGUCUCGCGUGCCUCCGAUAGUCGCCAGCCCGCAGAUACAGCUAUCUACGCUUAGGGUGCAUGAAUUUUCGACUGCUUGUAUUUGCCGAAUUGCCACUGCCCUCCCACCCCCCACCCCACCCCGUGUAGGAGUUCCUAGCUAAUCAACCCUGUCGGUGCUGCCCAGUGUCGCCAGCUAAGCAGCCGCGUUGAAUCUUUCCUCGAGUCUCAUGUUUAUACUGAUGUCUUUAGUUUAACUUUUAUAGAGUAUAAUAUUUCUUCAUCAAGCACUACACCCUCACAACGCUCUGUAUGGGGCCGAAUGCUCUGUACAAGGUCCAAUGCUCUGUACAAGGCCGGAUGCUCUGUACAAGGUCAAAUGCCCUGUACAAAGCCGAAUGCUCUGUACAAGGUCGAAUGCUGCUGUUUACCUACCCCCUUAUUUAUUUCUGGUAGUGAUAACGAGGUACGAGGAACAGACUAGAUCUCGCCACCCGAACUGAUCCUCACUAACUGAGUACUUCGAAGCAGCAAGCCCGUUAAGACGGGUAUCGCAGCCCGUCCCUUGAUAUGUGCGCCUAGGGUUGUCUAUAGCUUCGCCCCCACCAUUAGCACUAGUCCGCCCGUUGAACUCCAGCAACGGUGCAACAACACCAUGCAUGCUGCUGACUGCAUGCUGCUGGGGCCGUUGUCUGCUGCGCCUGUCGUCUUAUGUCUUCUCAUACACUGGAACAAGGGAUCUGAUAAUUAUGUAGUAGCUUUUCCAUCGCAAACGCCUGCUCAACCGAGUUGACAUGCCCGCUGAGCUCGGUCAUUAUACGUUUUUUAACUGAAUUUACUACUAGUGCAUUAUGAGGUCAUUAUAAGUAAUAAUUUUUCGACUCCAGGAUGCGGAUGAUA
Molecule: messenger RNA, 6324 nt
Organism: Sycon ciliatum
Lineage: Eukaryota; Metazoa; Porifera; Calcarea; Leucosolenida; Sycettidae
Exons: 16
Coding region: 23-5326 (1767 amino acids)
Source: RefSeq, a predicted model, not a curated record